Messenger RNA from Apis dorsata (giant honeybee), 4473 nucleotides. RefSeq lists its product as uncharacterized. The record is from RefSeq and is a predicted model, not a curated record. Gene Ontology annotation, biological process: mRNA 3'-end processing. The transcript is spliced from 8 exons. Bases 1 to 3795 code for a protein of 1264 amino acids. Gene Ontology annotation, cellular component: RNA polymerase II, holoenzyme. Gene Ontology annotation, molecular function: RNA polymerase II complex binding. Lineage: Eukaryota; Metazoa; Arthropoda; Insecta; Hymenoptera; Apidae.
AUGGCGACAAGUGAUUUUGAUGUGGAGCUCUUUGAGCGAAGACUUCAUACAUUGAAGGAUUCACAGGAGUCAAUACAAGGUCUUUCAGCUUGGUGUUUAGAAAGGAGACAACAUCAUAAGAAAAUUGUAGCUACCUGGUUACAGGUUUUAAAGAAGGUAAAAGUUGAGCACCGGCUUACGCUAUUUUAUCUGGCAAAUGAUGUUAUUCAAUACUCUAAGAGAAAAAAUUUUGAAUUUGUGGAAUCAUGGGGCACUACUUUACAACGAGCAACAACUAUGGUUAGAGAUGAAAAAGUGAAACAUCGUAUAUUAAGGAUUUUCAAAAUUUGGGAUCAAAGACAAGUAUACGAUGAAGAAUUUCUCGCAGAUUUGUCAGGAUUAAUUUCAGCAGCACCAAAAAAGAAAUUAGAACCUCAGCCAACAGUACCACCUGAAGAAUUUCAAGCUGCCUUACUUAUCUCUACUAUGAGAUCAUGUGCUACAUUAGAACAAGCAACUGAUGCCCGAUUAAGAGAUUUACGUGAAAGUAAUAUAGACAUAGAAAAUGCAGAAGAAUUAUGUGCUUCUCUAAAAGAUAGAAGAAGGGUUGAAGAUGCAGAAAAGGAAGUAGAUCUAGCAGUUAGAAAUGUUGAAAAUUAUGUUCGUGCAUUAGAAGCAGAAAUUAGAGAAAGAACCCAAGUACUUGAACUAUUAGAACAAGCUGAUCAAUUUUAUGAAACUCAAAGAGGUGAAGUGAAAAUAGUUACUAAUGCAUACAGAAAUUUUGGUAGUCGCGUAAAAAAUUUGAAGAAAAAAUUGGAUGAACUUUUACCAACACUAGUUUCACCAAUUCCAUCACCAGACAUAAAUGCUCCAUCUCCAAGUCCUGAUAGUGAUAUUGAACUUCCAGGAGAAGAAACUCAAUCUCAAAAUCAAUUAGGAAUGAUAGAUGUAGCACCACCAUCUAUGUAUGGUUCAUAUUCACAUGAUUAUGAUCCAGUGCCUGUACCAGCUCCAGAAAUGGGUCAAGUCAAUGAUUCUGGUGAUUUUACUAAUAAUUUUUCAUCUUUUAUGGGAGGAAAUGUGGAUUUUGGUAAUAUGAGAAAUAUAUUUAAUGAAAGAUCAUCAACACCUACUGGAAUAUCACAGCAGUAUAACGAUUCAAUAGAGGCUAAACCAAUAGAGGUAAUCAACAUGAGACCCUCCAAAAAUGAAAGUAAUAGCGCGGAUUUUAAUAUCUCUAGUUUUUUAAAAACUGUUCUUCCUUCUUCUGAUGGAACACAAGAUCCUGGUGGUAUUCCAGGUCUUGGUUUAGAUAUUCCAGAAUCACGAGUAGAGUCACCACAGCGUUCGAAUUAUAGACAUUCACCUGUGUUAGGGCAGCAUUCUGUAACUCCUGUGAUGUCAAGAAUUAUGGGUAAUCAGAAUGCACCUAUAGGCGUAAAUACUUGUCCAAUAACUCAUAGUACUCCAUUACCUGUUCGGAAUUUAUCAGGCGAAUCGCAUACUCCUUCACCAUACUCCAGUCAAAACAGUCAAAGUAACAUUACUGUACCUUUUGAUGGUCCUACUAAUAAUAAUACUGUUAAUCCUUUACCACCUCCACCGUUACCUCCGCCUAUUUUUCUUGACGAUGAAAAUUGUUAUAAUAAAUUACCACCAAAAUUUCCUACAUGGACACCUCCAAAUGAAACUAUAAAGGAACCAGCCAAAUGGGAAGAAAAGGGAAAAAAUAGCAUGAAUCCAACUUGGCCUGGUGAAUGUGAUGAAAAAACAAAAACAUGGAUGGAUGGUGAUACGGAUAGAUGGGACUCCAAUAAUGAAUCUACAUGGACUAAUAUUGUGAGAGGAAAGAACGAAAUUCUAUCCGAAACACCAGAAUCACCACCCAUGUAUGAAAAGGCGGGAUUUACAGAUCCAGUUGAAUAUGAUGAUUCUCAACCGCAAGAAUCUCUUUUGAGUACUGCUGGAGAUGUAGAUCAUAGGGUAAUACCAAUUCCAAUGACAGUGGAAAAUCAAUUACCAUAUCGUUUAAUGAAAGCAGCGGAUGUUGACCAUCGUAAUUUAAUUAGCUUAACAGGAAGUCCAGCAAAUCAUAAUGUUAACGAUACUUCUAUGAAUGUGAUAUCGAAUAGUAACAACUUGUGGUCUACCAGCGAUCAAGAUUACCGGCAACACAUGCAACCGGGCGAUAUCGUGGAAAGUGUUGACAUGGAAAUGUCGGAUGAUGAAACUGACAGUAAGCCAAAAGGAAGGGUAUUGGUUGACGUGCGAUCGCAAGAUAGGGACAUGAGAGUCGGUAAUCCAUCAGCAUCUUCGCAACACAUGGAUAUGGAUAUGCGAAUGAUUCCGCUUCCCGCAGGCCAAAUGCCAGGAUCGCAUGGACAAAUUAUGCAAGAUGUACAUAUGAUGCAUUCAGGACCUCCACCACCUCCACCUCCACCGCCACAAUUUCAUCCAGGUCAACCAUCUUUUCAUCAAGAUCAAACAGAUUUUCGACAUAAUUCCGCGGCAGAAUUCCAUCCAGCUCAAACAAAUUUCCAUCAGAAUAGACCACCGCCAAAUUUCAUUCAAAAUCAGCCAGAUUUUGGUCAACAAGAAUUUCAUCAAAUGCAACCAGAAUUUCCAAAACAAGAAUUUGAAUAUCGUGAGAAUCACGCUUUACGACCUAAUCAAGAAUUUCUUGGCGAACCACAAAUGCGUGGGAGGUACUCUCAACCAGUCGAUCAUCAACAUCGAGAUAUUGGUUUUCAUCGGAAUGACCGAGGGGGUCGUGGUGGCCGUGGAUUUGCGAGAAAUAGACGGGAUAGAUACUCGGAUGACCAUAAACCGAGAAACAUUCAGAACAAUCGUAAAUCUAGAACCCAAGAACAUCAAAGAUCUUCGCCAGAAAUUUUACCCAAUAGUAGACCUCUGUUAGUACCAGCACCGGAUACAGUUGUCAUAAUCGACGAAGAGGGUAUGCCUAUAGGAUUACCUAAUGAGAAGGAAAUAGCAGCAAAUGUAGAACAUCCUGUGGAUACGGAACAAGAAGAAAAUUGUCAAGAUCGUAGAUUGUCACAUGGCACGCCAAAUUCACGGGAUCUUGACCAGCAAUCCAUUUAUUCAAGUGGUUCGAAUCUUGUUCAUGAACAUGAAUCUGAGCCACCGGUUGCGGAAUCGGACGAACAACAAUCAACAAUGAACCAAGUGACUGUUGUACCCGUAAUAACGGAUUCUAAAGACUCGCAGCAUAAUCAAUACGUGUCUAUUUCUGAAUAUGAGGAACACGUUGAAACGGAAGCUAUGAUAUCGGAGAAAACUUGCGAGAGUAGCGGAUCGAUUGAAAAUGCCGAACAAGAUAUUAACUUCGAUCAGUCUCAACAGCAACAACAACAUAUAUCGGAUCAAUUGGACGACCUUGGAAACUCAAUGCCAAGUAACGAAUUGAAGAGACCGUCGACAAAUGGCAACUUUGAUGACAAUGAUGUUAGCUCUAGUAAGAAGAGACUUUUAUCUAAUGGUCCUCAGACUCCGACCGAGACUGAUGCAGGUUUGAACGGGCCUAUACCGCAAGUAUCGGCGGAGUCACAUCCGGGGAUAUACGAUUUUGAAGGGCCGAAUUUUCGACCACGACUUAGCGGUCCUGUCCCAUUUCCCCCAUGGAGAGGGGGUCUACCAAGGGGUAGAGGAUUCAGAGGUGGUCCCAGAGCUCCUUGGAUGGAUAGAGGUCCUCGUGGCCCUGUAAUUGGUAAUUUUAUGCCCAGAGGAUUGAAACGCGGUGGACAAUUUAGGGGAAAUGGUUUCAGAGGUCGGGGACGUGGUAAUAAUUGGUAGAAAGUGCAUGAAUUUUCGUUUAUUAUUUGCUUGGAAAGGAAAGAGGAGAAGAAAUGAAAAUGAAAAAGAAAAAGAAAAAAAAAACUUUCGCUGCAAUUUUUACCAAGAAAAAAAUUUGCACCGCUUUUGACAACAUAACGAGAAGAAAACAACUGUUUUUUCUAUUCUGUACAUAUACUUGUUAAAAAUAUUAUUAAAUGAAGGAAGAAGACUCAUCGUCGGAACGUCACGUAGGACUGGGACAUUAUCUUUGCGUGCGUCUCUUAACAUGUAGAUGGGAAAAUGGGGGCAAAGACGGUAUAAUCCCAGACGACGUAAUCUUCUUUGUUGAAGAUUCACGCUUCUGUGUGAUUAAUUCGCCUAUAUACAUAUAUAAAUAAAAAUAUAGAUAUAUAGAUAUAUGAAGAAUGUACACGUACACAUUUAAUGCGUUUAUUCUCUCUCUCUCUCUCUCUCUCUCUCUCUCUCUCUCUCUCUCUCUCUCUGUCUCCCUCUGUCUCUAUCGCUAUUUUCUCUUCGAAAAACUUCAUUCGAUUUUCACAUACAUGUACACACAUUUGUUAAAAAUUUAGAUGUAUUAUUGAAGCGGUACUUUUGACGCCUUUAAUACAACGUUAUCAUGAACAUUUCCAAUCAGUGAUGAUAUAAAUAUCGAUUUAUAUAUCAUAAAAAAAAAAA